AUGGAUUCUUUUGGCAAAGGAGAAAUGCUCACUAACAAUGAUGUAAAGACAUUUGUCAACAAAAUUACAGAGAAAUAAUAUAUGUGUGCAUAUGGAACAUUUCUGGGAUAUUAUGUUUCAGCUCAUAAAUCACGGGACCAACACUUUACAUGUUGCGUUUAUAUUUUUGUUCAGUGUAGAUUACAGUAGCCUGCCUACCUACUGUCGAGGCGUGGUCGAGCCAGUCUAUAUAAAUCGUGACGCCUUUAGUCUGGCGCUCCUUCUACUCGUCCCGACUCUGCCACGGCUGUGUUUGUGCGCGCCACCGUAAACCGCUACCCGAGACGCGCCCGGCAUCUUGAAUAAGAAAGUCCCACGAAGAAAAGGCAUAGGCCUACUAGGAACUUUUUAAGAGUAGCAAUAUCGAGUACGCGGACAAGAGAAAGGAAAACGACAUACAGUGAUUUUUGCAGAAUUACAGUUGGUGGUGAUUUGAAGUUUGAAGAUAUGAGGAUUCUACGAGUUGCGCUCCUGCUCGUCCAUGCCUUUGUGGCCUCGAGGUUGGUGAGCGGAGCUGUGGUGGACAGGUAUGAGAGUGAGAGGCCACCGCAGCACACAGCAUUUAUCAACCUGUUGGAUGUCCUGAGCGACAGAAGGAUGGAGGGAGGGAGGGAGAAGAGUCAUCACGGCGUGGAGGGUCCAGUGUUGGAGGAUGAGGAGUACUAUGAUUACUACCAUGAAGAUGAAGAAGAUGCCUCAGGGGAAUAUGAGGUGGAAUUACCUCGAGUUGCAUUGUCGACUAAACCUAAAGACCCAUCGGCCAUCUUGGAAGCUGAGAGGAGUGAGGGGAAGAGGAGGAGAGGAAAGGGGAGGAAGAAGGGAAAGGGAAAGAAGAGGAACCCUUGUCUGAAGAAGUAUAAGGACUUCUGUAUCCAUGGCAGCUGUCAUUACCUGAGGGACAUCAAAGCUCCGUCAUGCAUAUGUCGUCCCAGUUACUCUGGGGAGCGGUGUCACCUGUUCACGCUGGCUUCAGAGGGGAGGGACGUGGGAGGAUACAGCCGGACCACAGCUCUGGCUGUGGUGGCAGUGGUGUUGUCCUCUGUCUGUCUCACCAUCAUAGGCCUGCUGCUGGUGCUCAGGUUUCACAAGCGAGGAGCGUACGACAUAGAGCACGAGGAGAAGGUCAAACUGGGAUCGGCACCCAACCAUUGAAGAGCUGGAGAGAAGGGACAGGAUAGGGAAAUUCUACCUCAAAAUAGAAAAGAAGAAGUGAAAAAAAAGCCAAGAGAGAACGCAGAGAGACCUGGGAGGUCUGGCAGAGAGGGGGACUGGAUGGCCGUGACCUGGACACAUAGCCCCAACCCAUCUCACUGAUGAACAGAUGUGAUUGGGUAGCUCGAUUCUGCGGUAAGCCCUGCAACCUAUCAGGAGAGAGCCUGGCUAAAACUGGAACUCUGAUUGGCUGGGAGAAAAGACUGGAGUGGUGAUGACAAUAUGGAAGCUGAGAUGAAGAGAAGGAACAUUUCUGGGCCCGUAUCCACAAAGUGUCUCGAGGAAGGAGAGCUGAUCUUGGAUCAGUUUUGCCUUUAGAUCAUUGUGAAUAACAUUAUAGUGACAGGCCCUAUAUCAGCACACUCCUAUCAGAGAUGCUUUGUGGAAACGUCCCUGGAUCAGUGCUGCUUCUUGGCUAUGUUAAAAAAGACUACCAGGAGUCUCAGCCUAAAAGGACACCAUCUUCUCUUCAUCUGCCAGAAACAGAGAGAAUCAUGUUCUUUCUUCAACAGGAGUGUUUUUACCAAUCAGCAUUUUGUAUUUUCCUUCAUAUGCUCAUUCUUUGUCGUUUUCUAGUGUAAAACUGUUAUUUAUACCAUAUAUUUGUCUUUUAAUUUAUUUAUUGAUGUGAUGUUGCUAUAUUUAUGCAGAUAUUUAACUCCUUUCAACCAAAGAUGCACUUCCAGUUUGUAAAGGUUAUCUAUAAGGUCAUCCUUGUGUUUUUAUAUUUAAAUAUUAAAUAAUAUUUAUUGAUGAAAAUGAAGAUAAAAUGAAUAAAACAUGUACAGUAUAUUUGUAGAAAUAGACAUUUGAACGUAAGCGUUCUCUUGGUCUCAUAGAUGCACCUGAUUGCUGACUUUGAUAUCAGCACUCUGUGUACAGGCUGCUGAGAACACACCCCACUGUGAUUAGUUGGUUGCUUGAUUGAUUGAUGCAAUAAACAACAGUGUGUUGUACUAUACCAAUGUACCACUGACAGGUCUCUCUGUGUGCCAUUAUGACGUGGUUGCAUUGGUCUUCUGUGUUUGACUCUGUGAAGAAGACAUACAAAACAUCCAGACAUAGAAUUGAAUUGAAUAGAAUUGACUCUAUUCUAGAAUCCCAAAAUAUAGAAUAUAGGAAAUAUUCUAGAAUGUUUCAUCUAGAAUCCAGUUGAAAUAUUUCUGUAUUACAAUCAAGAUGUGGAAUAGAUCCAAUGCAAACUCUGGUGCCUUGUUGAGUCCAGUCAUUGUAGUGAGUGUUGGAAAAUAGAAACAUACACAAGUGGUGUCGUUUUUAUUGUCUUUGAGAAAUUAGUAGGACAUAAAUCUCCAACAAUGUUAUCUACAAUUUCUGUUAUUUAUUUCUGUUACCAUGCCAGUUGUGUUGUCUUGUUUUAGCAUGCUGGGUGUGGUUAGGGAUAUACUAUAGUUACUAUAAUAUGGAUAUUUACUGUACUGUAAUAUACACUGAGAUCCAUGCUAAGAUCAUGAUCAAAUGUGAAUUCAUUCAAGUGUUCAGCCUUUUUAAAAACGAAUAACCCUCCCCUAGAAAAACAUCCUGGACACAACCUGCAGUUUUGAAGUGAUUUCUAGUAAAAAAAAGUUUUUCUUCUCAGAAAAUAAAGUAUUUUUUUCUCUGAAUC
Oncorhynchus gorbuscha (pink salmon) is the source of this 2875-nucleotide messenger RNA. Its product is annotated as proheparin-binding EGF-like growth factor. Gene Ontology annotation, biological process: positive regulation of mitotic nuclear division; epidermal growth factor receptor signaling pathway; positive regulation of cell population proliferation. NCBI's taxonomy places the organism in Eukaryota, Metazoa, Chordata, Actinopteri, Salmoniformes, Salmonidae. Bases 487 to 1191 code for a protein of 234 amino acids. The transcript is spliced from 6 exons. The record is from RefSeq and is a predicted model, not a curated record.